ACACGAGGAAAUCAAACUCGAAUGAGGUGACGAAGUUUUUUAAACGUCGAAUUAUGGUUAUUAGUAUCUCUGAAAUGGUGUUGUAUUUUUUAUUGUUAUGGAAUUUCAGAAAUUGCCUUUUAUGUAUCGAAGUUGUGCAGAAACAUUUAUUUUUUACCCUACCAAGAAAUGCAAAUGACGUCACGAUGUAAACAAAUCAUGAGGUUUGACUGCAAAUAAUGGAGAUAAUUUGAUAAUUUUAACUCAAUAACACUAUAAUCCACGUGAUGUUUAAAAGAAAAUGAUAUUUGUGCUUAAGAGUUCCAACUUCUGUUAGGUUUACAAUUUCUUAAUGAGUCAUUGUCUCAUUAAAUGACGAUUUUUAAAGUGAAAUACUUAAAAAAUCUUCGUGUUAGGACAAGUACAAUGGAAAAAUUGCCGGUUAUUGAAGUUAGUGAAGAAAAUUUUGUUAGUGUUUUACCAGCUAUAAGAGAUGCGAUCAGCAAAGCUUCAUUUGUGGCCAUUGAUUGCGAACUCAGUGGCCUUGGACAGCGGAAGAAGAUCAAUUAUCCAGAGAUAGAUUUCCGUUAUCAGUAUAUGGCUGAAGUCGCACGCAAAUAUGCAGUUGUGUCUCUGGGUUUAUCUUGUUUUACCUGCAAGUCAGUGAGCAAUCUGAAAAUUGAAAAUAAAGAAGGGGGAUGUGGACAAGUCCUUAGCCAUGAUUAUCUAGUGCAGACUUUUAACUUCAUCACAUUAUGUUCUGAUGACUUCACCGUAGAGUGCAACUCAUUCAAAUUCCUUGAAAGACAUGGCUUUGACUUCAACAAGUUAUAUGCCAAAGGACUGCAGUAUUACAAAGGAUGUGAUAAAGAGAAAGAGGAGAAUCCAAAUAUUCGUCAUGUAUUGUCAAACAUUCUAGAGCACAGAAAACCUGUUGUGGUUCACAAUGGCCUUUUAGACUUGGUAUAUCUUUAUCAAGCAUUUUAUGCAGAACUUCCCAAAAAGUCUGAAACCUUUGCAGCAGAUCUGUCAGAUAUGUUCCCAUGUGGAGUGUAUGAUACAAAGUAUAUAGCAGAGUUCCAUCAGUCUGUGCCUGCAACAUAUCUGGAGUAUCUGUACACAAAAAUGCAGUUGAAGAAUGCUCACAGAGAAGUUUCAGAGAAGUGGCACGUUAGGGUAACUUUCCCCCCUUACCCAAGCAACCUGGCCAACAUAGACUGGUACCCAUACUUACAGAUCCAUUCAUAUGAUGCCAAGAAUGAUGACGAUGGCCUAGAAGUUUGUGAUACAUAUGCCUAUCAUGGAUGGUGCUCAAAAGGUAGUGAAUGUGGAAACAGCCAUAAUAUAAAUAAAAUAGUCAAACAACUUCAACCUAAGGCUGCUAAGAAGAGUAGUUCAACUGGCAGAAAAUACAGUGGGCCAAAGACAGGGUCGCUGGUGCACAUAAUACAGCAGGCUGCUCGGAAAGAAGAAAUGGAGAACAACAAAAGAACAAAUGAAGACCUCGAACCAGACAGGAAGAAAAAUAAAAUCUCCAGUGUCAGAUCAGGAAGUAUGAAGAAUGGAAAUGAAUCAUGCCAAGAACAUAAUAGUGACUCCAAAUCCAGUGGAAUAAAUAACCAAAAUAGCAAAAAUGCAGGAAGUCAUAAAGCAGGAUAUGACGCCUUCAUGACUGGAUUCAUAUUUGCAUCGUAUGUAGCAGAAAAGGGAGUGUUAAGCACUAAAAAUAUCAGUUACACAGCUGACAGUUUAGGUCUUAGUGAGGAAAAUAAUAAGAUGUAUUUGGUUGGAAAAAAUAUCCCUUUUCUGAUAAGAACUAGUGCAUAUGCAAACAUGUCUACAAAUCACAUGUCAAAAAUUGCAAAGAUAAGAAAUGACUGCACAAGAUGAAGUUAUCAAUAUAAAAAACAAAAAACAAAAAAACAAAAUUUACUACUGUUUUAUUAUUAUUUUUCUUUGAAAUACUUUUAUUGGAAGCUUUUGCCCAUGUGUAACAUAUCAUACCUACUUAUUUUCAGUUUCUGUUAUUAAUAUAAAAGUGGAAGGUGAAAAAAAUACAUGCUGAAUAAAAAACAUAUAUUCUACUAUUUUGUAAAAGAAAGUGAAGGGUAGGAUUGGUACAUAUUACCAGACUAUUUACUUUAAUUGGGGUAAAUAUGCUUCUGAUUACUGAAAGUCAGAAUUAGUUUACUUUUAUAUUGAGAAUUUAGCAUGCAAUUUAUCAGAUCACCGAGAUAAGCUUUUAUAUCAGUGUGUGAUACAUAUACAGUUUAUCAUGUUAAAUUUCUAUUGAAAUAAGAAAAUUUAAAUGUUCAUGAAAAUUUUGCUUAGAACACUGAACACAGGAAAGUGUAACAUCUAUUGGGAUAUAUGCAGAGGUAUAUUAAAUGUUGCUGCUGCUGUUGCUAUAAAAAAAAGCUGGUCAACAACCAGAAAAUAGUUUAUGUGACAUCUAGAAAUACAAAGGUUAAAAAAAUAAGACCACCCAAUUUGUAAUAAGAAAUCUUUAAAUGUUUAAAGGUUGCCAGUGAAUGAAAGAGCAAUGGGGCAAGCAUUACAGAGCAUAACAUAGUAUUGUAUAUGACCUAAGGCUCCUCAUCACCCAAACUUUGGUUUCAUUUAAGCAGAAAGACUUGCACACAAUCUAAACCUCCGUCACCAUAGUUGGCAAUAGUGGAAACUCAUCUUAUCUGUCUUGGAUGGAAAUGUGUACAGAGUGGAAGGUUCUCAUAUUACUUCUGUGGUUAGAAUAGUGUGUCAUAAAUAUGUGGUGUCAAUAAGGUCAUCAGUGUAAUAAAUACUAUAGUAAAAAAGUCAGAAAUUUACAAAAGUGAAAAAUCUAUUGUUUAAAAAAAGAAAAAAAGAAGAAGAAAAGGAAGUUUACUGUACAUAAAGCUCUAUUUCAAACUGGCAUGUAGUACUAUAGCUUCAGUAUAAAUGUCAGAUAAGAUCCAAGAAAAUGUAUUUACUUUUAUAAGACAAAGAAUUUAGUGCAGUCUGACUUAGAGAAGUUAAUACUUACUGCACUCAUUACUUCUUGUAUGUACUCCCUAGACGAGAAAAUUAAGUAAAAUAUUCCUGAUUUAAUGGACCAAUAUUCAUAAUUAUGCUGCCCUAUUCUUUAGCAUGAUAUCCCAUUUUUUUUCUUUUAUUAAAAUAAAUAAUAACUAAUAAUGUAAAUGAAUGUUAAUAUUCCUGAAGAUUAAAAAAAAAGGAUAAACAAAUCUUUAGUAUUGUAUUUUUUUUUAUUCAGAAUGUCAAAUAUUACUAAUUUAUGCUUUAAAUCACUGUUUUAUAUGAUUUUAUAUAAAUCAAACCAAUCAAGAUUACCAGAUGCUAGACAGAGCAUCUGUUAUAUAAAAUAAAUUAUGCAAACUUAUUAUUUUUUUAAAAAAAUAAUAAAAUAAAUAAAUAAAUUAUCAAACAAAAAUAUGUUCAAAUGGGAGCAUAUAUCACACUCACAUAAUUAUUCAUUCUUGCUUAUCUUCUUGUCAAAAUGUACCUUUGUAACAAUGUCCUUUAUUACUAUAUCCAUACACAUAUUAACUUUUAAUGUAAAGAAUAAUCUGUGCAAAAUACAAUUUUAUUUGUCUUCUGGAAGUAAUAUAUCAUUGAAUUUACUCAGAUUUAGCAUUCAUAUCCAUUUUUAAAAGAAUAUAGGAAUGUAAGGCACAGGUUAUGCAUAUUAUAACAUAAAUGUGUCCUUAUGCUAGUGAUGUCAAACAAUUGAGCAGUGAGACACCAUGAUGAACAAUUUUUUAUGAAUUAUGAAAAACAUUUAUUCUCAGCUAAAAGCUGACUUAUCAUAUUUUAUUUCCUUAAAGUAUAAAAAAAACUUUUGCAGUCUUGAGCAGCAAAUCAACUUUAAAAUAAAAUGUAAAUCUGCCUGCAAAGGAUUUUAGUGAAGUGAAAUGGGGGGGGGGGGUACUGUCCCAAGAACACUUUUAAAUCCAGUAGGUUUAGUUUAGUAAAGGUUUAUCUGACCACUUGUAAUGGUCAAGUUGUAAGCAUUCACUGUACCUACUUAUACUUAUCCCAACAAAUUGUGUGGUAUUUUAUUAUGAACAUUCGUAUACUUUUUUCAUAUCAGAGAAACCGAAUCAUAAAGAUCUAUUUUACUGAAAUAAGUUGCACUGUAAAGUAUAAACUUUAUUUUAAUUUAUAACAUUAAUAUUUUGGAUAAAUAAAUGCUGAAAAAUACCCUCAAUGUGUGCAAACUUCAAUUCAUAUUUUCUCCAUUCUAGUAUGGUGCGGGAAUAACUUACAGACUGUGUAUUUGGGGUGGGAGUGCUGGUAGAGAAAGCAUCAGGUUGCACAGCAGGUGUAAGACAUUUCUGAAGAUGUAAUCAAAACCAGGCAAAUACAUCUCUUGCAAUGUGAA
Messenger RNA from Penaeus monodon (black tiger shrimp), 4360 nucleotides. Its product is annotated as target of EGR1 protein 1-like. NCBI's taxonomy places the organism in Eukaryota, Metazoa, Arthropoda, Malacostraca, Decapoda, Penaeidae. The transcript has 6 exons. Gene Ontology annotation, molecular function: metal ion binding; snRNA binding; 3'-5'-RNA exonuclease activity. The record is from RefSeq and is a predicted model, not a curated record. Gene Ontology annotation, cellular component: cytoplasm; Cajal body. Gene Ontology annotation, biological process: snRNA 3'-end processing. The coding region runs from base 352 to 1869 and encodes 505 amino acids.